Molecule: messenger RNA, 330 nt
Organism: Knipowitschia caucasica
Lineage: Eukaryota; Metazoa; Chordata; Actinopteri; Gobiiformes; Gobiidae
Source: the annotation of a GenBank genome assembly
AUGGAGGAUAAUGACAACAUGGACUAUUUCUACCAGCAGGUAGUUCAGAAGGACGUGUCCCGAAGGUUACAGGUCGGCCAGGAUCUUAUUGAUUACCUGAAUGACUCUCAACGUUCCCCAGACGUAGAGCAGGACAAACCUCGCUUAGACAAGACCAUAGACGAGCUGGCAGGAUGGAUCAACGCCAGCAAUUUCAAGGUGGCAUUGCUGGGGAUAGAAAUCUGUGGAGCCUUCGUCAACCGAAUGGGAGACUCGUUUCAAAGGAUACUUGGGCACAGUGCUCGCAGCUGUCUUUGUAAACCAGACUGGCUACUGUCACCAACAUACUGA